GUGGAAAUGGCAGAGAUAAAGACUCGCUGGUAUAAAUAUCAGAGACCUGAGGGAGUGGGUGCAUCAGCUCAGACGGGGAGACGCUCAGCCAGCAGAGAGGAAAACCGCCAGGUGAAGGAGCAGGGAAGGAGUAAGCAUUGCACGCAAUGGGAAACACAGCCAGAGGGAUGCUUGCUGUUUUAGUCUGCCUCCUUGGUGCCAGUGUGCCGGGAAUGUCUGCAUACAACAGUGGGGAGUGUUUCUUCAACACUAAAGGAAGCUGUGAGCACAAUGGGCAGAUAUACAGUAUUGGAGAGAGUUGGAUCACCGCUGACUGUUUCCAGUGUAUCUGCAUGGAGCCGUUUGGAGUGGGCUGCUGCGACCACGGGUCUAAGCCAGUGGACUACCCAGACUGGUGUGAAAUCAUCCGCAAACCAGACUCGUGCACCAGUGUUGCUGUGAUGAGAGCCAACCAUAAGCUCCCGUGUCUCUGGGGACGAGGACGCCUCAGACCUGCUGCUGGCCAGCCGUGGAUUUCUGACAACGGUCCUUUAUUUUGAGUCCCGAAAUGCUCAGGCGUUAUUUGUUCUGGGAUAACCUAGCAUAAUUUAUUUUCAGGAUAUUUAUUCUUUGAUGGUGAAUAUAUAAUGUAUUGUCAGUUACGUAAAAACACAUUUAUUUCAGUGUAU
Molecule: messenger RNA, 668 nt
Organism: Synchiropus splendidus (mandarinfish)
Lineage: Eukaryota; Metazoa; Chordata; Actinopteri; Syngnathiformes; Callionymidae
Product: prostate-associated microseminoprotein-like
Exons: 4
Coding region: 147-539 (130 amino acids)
Source: RefSeq, a predicted model, not a curated record